Dentiscutata erythropus is the source of this 550-nucleotide messenger RNA. NCBI's taxonomy places the organism in Eukaryota, Fungi, Glomeromycota, Glomeromycetes, Diversisporales, Gigasporaceae. The record is from the annotation of a GenBank genome assembly.
AGGAGAAGCUGGCAGUGUACCUUUGGAGGAUGUUUUGAAUUUUUGUAUAGAACUUCAGGAUGUUCUUCAGAAUUAUGAACCUAAAGAUAUAUUUAACUGUGAUGAAACAGCACUUUUUUGGCGUCAACAUGUUAUUGCUAGUACUAUUAUUCAUAGCUGGGACAGAGCCGGAAUACUUUCACCUAGAGAAAAUUUUGAUGAUAACCUUACCUUGAUGUCAGAAAAAACUGAAGAACAGAGCGCACAAAAAUAUAUUGAAAUUGAUAGUUAUGUAAAUAUUGAGGAAAAUUUAACUGUAGAUAAUAUUGUCAAUUUAGUAAAUGGGCAAGAUGAGUGUGAAUCAGAAAAAGAACAAAAUGAAGUAGUAGUUAAAAUUAGUAAUACGAUUGUGGAACUUGAUAACUUGUUAAAAUAUAUUCAGCAAAAUGAGUUGGAAAUUACUUUAUCCUUAAUGAAGGAUUUAUGUAAUUUUAAAAGAUAUAUAGCUUAUUUGUGUAAUGAAAAUAGGAGACAAUCUACAUUAGAAGAAUUUAUUAACCUUAUUGUUUAG